Armigeres subalbatus is the source of this 814-nucleotide messenger RNA. Its product is annotated as low molecular weight phosphotyrosine protein phosphatase 1-like. Gene Ontology annotation, cellular component: cytoplasm. The record is from RefSeq and is a predicted model, not a curated record. The transcript has 2 exons. Lineage: Eukaryota; Metazoa; Arthropoda; Insecta; Diptera; Culicidae. The coding region runs from base 262 to 744 and encodes 160 amino acids. Gene Ontology annotation, biological process: protein dephosphorylation. Gene Ontology annotation, molecular function: acid phosphatase activity; non-membrane spanning protein tyrosine phosphatase activity.
UUAAAAAGAAUUUAAAUAUUUUGAACAUUUAAACAAAUUUUCUUAUCAGUUGUGUAAAACCCGGAAAGUAUGGAGCAGACUUUAAUUGACAUGGUUAAAUAGAAAUAUCCCAAGACAUAUUCCUGGAAAUUACAUCUUCAUUGAUAUAUUUGAUUCAUUGACUUUACAUAGUAUAUGUAUGACCCCUUACUUUAUUUCUCGUCUGAAGUUUAUUAAACAUCAAUAAAUAAACAUUCUGCACGUUACAUAUUGAUUCCUACAAUGGCUGAUAAGAGGAAAGCACUUUUUAUCUGUCUCGGUAACAUUUGCCGCUCACCAAUAGCGGAAGCCGUAUUUCUGAAGUCAAUCGACGAAGCCGGUGUCGCCGAUCAGUGGGAAGUGGAUAGCGCUGCCAUCGGUGGAUGGCAUGUGGGAAAGCUGCCGGACCACCGGGCGCUAGCCACCAUGAAGAAGCACGACUUGCCGUACGACAAUCGCGCCCGUCAGAUUACCAAAGAGGACUUCAAUCACUACGACUACAUUUUCGGUAUGGACGAGGAAAAUAUGUCCGAUCUGAAAAGUCGCGCUCCGAAGGGAUCCAAGGCGAAACAAUUGCUGUUGGGUGACUACGAUACGGAUGCGCCCGGGAAAAUCAUUCGCGAUCCGUACUACGAUCAGGGGUCCGACGGGUUUGAACAGUGUUACGUCCAGUGCGUGCGAUGCUGCAAGGGUUUCCUAGCCAAGGUUGACAAAGGUGACGUCUGAUGUACUACGAUAUAAGUCAACUUUCUUGUGAAUUCUGAUAAUAUAUUAAGGGCUUUCUUUUGUGUUGGGA